AUGCGUAACUUCACCCUGAAGCACAGAUACAUGGAACACUUAAGCACUCAUUAUUCGGAGAGAUGUACUUUGUGCGAUUUUACCGGGCAAAACUCUCAAGACUUGCGAAAUCAUUUGCAAGAUGUUCACAACAUAUCCGAUAUUGAAGACUUGUCCGAUCCUCAAGACAAUAAUUCCGAUUAUCAGGACGACGAUGAAACGCCCACGAAACGUGGAAAAUCGAAAUCGUUUAAAUGCAAACAGUGUAACUACGUCACGACGACGAAACUAGAUUUUUGGGAACAUUCAAAGGGACAUAUAAAAGCAGAAAAAUUAUUGACUUGUCCUAAAUGCCCCUUCGUCACAGAAUACAAACAUCACUUGGAAUAUCAUUUGAGAAAUCAUUUCGGAUCUAAACCUUUCAAGUGUACAAAAUGUUCGUAUUCGUGCGUAAACAAAAGCAUGCUCAAUUCUCAUUUGAAAAGUCACAGCAACGUUUAUCAAUAUCGGUGCUCAGAUUGUGCUUAUGCGACCAAAUACUGUCACAGCCUUAAAUUACAUUUGAGAAAAUAUCAGCACAAACCCGCAAUGGUGCUCAACGCGGACGGUUCACCCAAUCCGUUACCCAUAAUCGACGUGUACGGUACUAGAAGAGGACCCAAGCAAAAAUCUCAAGUCAAAAUAGACGAGACCGAAGACAAAAGUAUUUUUUUAGACAUUCGAGUUCCGACAACGGAUAAAAAUAUUCCGAACCUUCCGGGAGGAGUUAUCGUACCGAACGCCCCUCACAUUUCACCUCAAUCGCCAAGUUCUUUGUAUUCCUUAAAUAAUAACGAUAUUAAAGAAGAAAGUCAAAACGGAUUGUCUCCCAAAUUGUAUUUUUGCAGUAUUUGCGAAUUUCAAACAAUCGCACCGGAAAUAUUAAGGCAACACGUUUUCCUUCACGCCGCCGAAACGAAUUUAGCUCAAAUAUUAAAACAAACAACAAUCUACAAGAUCAAAAUGCCAUGA
Messenger RNA from Pediculus humanus corporis (human body louse), 990 nucleotides. Its product is annotated as protein hunchback, putative. The transcript is spliced from 2 exons. Gene Ontology annotation, biological process: regulation of gene expression. The coding region runs from base 1 to 990 and encodes 329 amino acids. Gene Ontology annotation, cellular component: nucleus. NCBI's taxonomy places the organism in Eukaryota, Metazoa, Arthropoda, Insecta, Psocodea, Pediculidae. The record is from RefSeq and is a predicted model, not a curated record.